CCGACGGCGGGCGCAAAACCGCAAAGACCAGAACUUACGGCGAUGCAGACUGUGGUGCUGACGUCAGUGGCUGUGCUCGCGGCGCUGUGCAGUCAGUGCCUCGGGGAAUCACCGGGAGUUAAGUGCUUCAAGCACAACGUGUCGGACAAGAUGCUUGAACAGCUCUCAACAGCUGUUCAUCAUGUGAAGAACUCUCUUCCAAGAGAUGACAAUAAGCACAAGAAACUUCUACCAAAAUUUACAGGUACUUUGCAGAAACCAAAGGGAUUAUCACUUAUAAAGGAGAUGUUGAACUUUUACUUGAAUGACGUGUUCAGCAAUGAGUCACUGAACACCAGGGACAAUGAGAAAAUACAGAUUAUUCUGUCGAGGAUGGUAAACGAAGUUAACCAGUGUCUGAGAAUGCAUCGCAGUUUCCUCUCCUCAAAAGACCGAGAUAAGAUUCAUCAAAUGAAACAAACAUUUAAUCAGCUUAAGGCAAACGGAAUGAAAAAGGCCAUAGGAGAGUUUAAGACCGUCCUGGUCUGGAUACACAUCUACAGGCACCACACAGGAAAGUCCAGAAGGAAAAGGCAGUGAGGACCAUCGGUGGCAGUGCGUGGUGC
Messenger RNA from Paramormyrops kingsleyae, 605 nucleotides. It is a transcript of the gene il26, whose product is annotated as interleukin 26. The record is from RefSeq and is a predicted model, not a curated record. Lineage: Eukaryota; Metazoa; Chordata; Actinopteri; Osteoglossiformes; Mormyridae.